This is a messenger RNA of Meloidogyne enterolobii, 1632 nucleotides long. Lineage: Eukaryota; Metazoa; Nematoda; Chromadorea; Rhabditida; Meloidogynidae. The record is from the annotation of a GenBank genome assembly.
AUGCGUUGUUUAGGCUGUACACUUGCAAGAAUUGAAGAUCCAACAUUUAUUAAAGAACAUUUAUAUUUUUUAUUUCGACAUACCCAACACUCCUCAAUUAUUGAAAGAAUUGGUUGUGCAAUAGCUACAGGACACUGUGCUUCAGUUUUGGAUCAUGCAGAUUUGGUAUUAACUGAAUUAGAAAAUGUUUCAAAAUGGGAACAUAUGAAAGAAGGAAAAAAGCAAAGUGGUGGUUCUUCUGCUGGAUUUUUGUCUUUUAUUAAGGAUUCUUUACCUUAUGGAAGAUCUGUUGACGCAGAAAUUUUAAAUUUGAGAGCCACAAUAGUUCUGAGUUUUGGCUAUGUUUGUUUUUACUGCCCAACUGAAGGAUUAGUUUUGCGUCUUCAAAAUACAGUUUUGCCAUUUUUACGUCAAUAUACUGCAAAUUCUAAGGAAUCUUCUCUUCGUGAAGCACACUUGGAAACAUUAAAUUUAAUUGCUUUGUCAGUCCAUCCAAAUAGAUUGCGUGAUUAUCGAUUUGAGUCACGUUAUGAAUGUUUAAGUUAUAUAAAGGAAUAUGUUAAUGACGAAAAAUCUUUUGACACCGUAACAACUUUGAUUCGUCUUCGUGCAUGUAAAGCAACUGCUUCACUUGUAUUGUUGGAACCUCCUCUUAGCGAAAACGAAUUUAUUGAUAUAAUUAAUGUCCUUAUUCCAAAUAUAUUUCCAAUAAAUAGAGAACGUGGUGGAUUAAAAGCGCAAAAAGAAGGUGUUGGAAAAUCUGAUGGAAAGGAUGCCACAAAAUGUGGCUUGACAGGUGAAGAUGAUAGUUCAACAGUUAUGGAAGCAACUAUAAUUCAAUGUAGAAAUGCUAUUGCAAAUAUGGUUAAAAUGCGUCCUUGUGUUAGACCUACAGUUGGGGAAUUAUUAAAGUUAUUUUAUCAAUAUUAUGGUAGUGAACGUGAUCAUGAAAGAGCUAGAGCUGUCGAUUUUACUGUUUUAGUAUUACAAGUUUAUUCAGAAAAAGCUUCAGAUGUAACACUUGGAAUAGCAAAAGAAUUUUCUUCACUUUCUUGGAUUAUUGCCCGUUUAUGCCCUCGUUUAUGCGAUUCUUUAAGUUUUGUUCGUCUACAAUCUUUGAGAGCUAUUUGGUUUGCUUUUAAAUUGAGUUUAUUACAUAGAGGACAUUCACCUUCUGAUGUUGAAAUGGUUGACUCUUCUCUUUUUAAUAUUGACAAAUUUAUUGAAUUGUAUUUUGGUGGAACACAAGAAGGACGUUUAGAUUCGAAUAAAUGUAGUGGAGCUAUUUUGGCUAUUUCUAAGGAAGUUGAAAGUCGUCUACCACAAUCUCAAGUCCAAAAUUAUAUUCAUAUGUUAUUCAAAAUGUUAUCUGACAAGCAAGGAAAUGUUAGCAGUGCUGCUGCUCAAUUAUUAACAAAUAUUCUUUCUUAUAGAGCGAAUUUAUUACAAAAAGAGGCAGAAGUUUUGCUAAUAAAUAUGCUCGAUCACUUGGCUAGAACUCGACAAGAAAAAAUCCAAACAUAUACAGAAUUACUUAAUGGAUUUGUACUUUUUUCUGGACAUCAUUUACAUUUGGCUGUUCAAGUACUUUUGAGGCAAACACUUCCAUAUAAUCAGUUGGUGGGGUUUUAA